AACUAAAUCUAUACGUGAGCUGCGCGUCAUCCUCUGCAGAACUGAGCGUCGUCAUUUAUUCAAGCGUGAGAGGGAAAACACUUCACAGCUACAGCAUCCGCGAACAGAGGCUCAGAACAGCAGCGUCUCGGCAGUGUCUGGGCUCGGUAUGAGAGGCAUUAAAUAAUGUGUCACAUCCACAAGUAGGACAUCACUAAAUCAGAUUGUGACUACUGGAUCCUUCAACUAUUAUUGGUUUCAUGGAAUCCCGAUCUGCUUUCCUUCAUCCCCCUGAAAAUAAUGAGCCCAAGGUAUGCUGGGAAUCUGAGUCCCAGCACAGAAAGGGAAACCACUCUCCUGGAACCAGGACAAGACUUGUAAAGAAUCAUGGGAUUGAAGUACAAGCUAAAGAGCAGGAGGAGAGAUCCACCUCCAGGGAAUCCGCCGGCCAUGUGAAAACACUAAAACACAAUGCAUUAGCCGCCACUGCCAUUCCAGCCGCAGAACUGCUACCCGCAUCCACAGCUGCAUCAAAAAUACCCACCAUGCACUCAGCGACAACCAAGCAGGUCACUGCGGGAAUAGCCAGUGCAACUGCUACGACUAAAACAGCAUCGAAAAAAACAAUCAAAACAACUGCACUUGGAGUGGAGGUCUUAAGUUUAUCUAGCCAAACUGGACACAGUGGGACAAAACCAAGAUCCCCAAAUGUGAGCCAUGAGAAGAAGCUACAAUCAAGUGCAAAAGCAUUUCCCAAUAACAUGCAAAAAACUGCCUCAGCAUCUCAUAUCAUGGGCUCCACAGACUCCCCACAAAAGACGCUUCAAAAAACAUCAUCUGCUUCCCAGAUUUCCUCAACCGACUCUUCCAAGAGUCUCAGCCGGACUCUCUUGCACAUUCCCAGAGCUACGUCCAGCCCCAAACUUAAACCACCCCAUCCUUCAUCUCUCAAAGUGGACAAAACAGAGCGGAAUUGAAGAGUCACGAGCAAAGAGGCACUGCUGUCGACUUCUUCUCCAAAAGAUAAAAUGAUUGACACGUUGGUGGAGAGCAACCUGCAACUGGGGAUGAAAGCAGCAAUGGGGGAGAGUCCUCAGGAGCAAGAGAUAAAGAGCGGGAACGAGAGAGAAGCAGAGAUGCUAAGAAAAAAAAUAAAAGACACCGUCCUUCAGGGACACAGUCUUGGAGGAAGUGACGUCAUCUCAAAAUUGGUUGGUUGGCUGAAAGAGCCAGAAGACAAGACUGACGCAUAUGUCACGACCCAAGAGAGACACGCGGGAAAGAGUCAGAGGCUCUGGGAAAAGAAGGGAAGGGAGGAAGCAGAGAGCGAGGAGAGGAGGAACACAGGAGAGAUAAAGGGGGAAGCUGACGUUAAGAAUGUCAAAAUGGCGACUGAGCUCAAGAAGGAUACUGUAAUGAAUGAAAAGAAUAUGAUUCCGACACUCAAGAACUUGAAGGAUGCAGUGACAAUGACAGUCGGAGGUUUCCCGGUGACCGAGAUGAAGGAUGCAGCACUGCAGGUGGAUCUGAAACUGGUGUAUGUUGAUGUCGAGGUCCAGGCGGUUGUGGAGGUCUGCAGCAGAUCCACAGUCACGAGCCCAGUCCACAACAUUCAACCUUGUCAUUUGAACCAUGAGAUUGACCUCAACUCUAAAGCUGGCCUUCACAAUGAGCUCAACCUUGAGAGCAACUCGGACUCUGAUUGGUUACAGACUGUUGCUUUACCGGACCCCAAACCAACAGGAGCCAAGCCUAGAUUUCUAGGUCCACCCCCAUACAAGUCUCCCAAUAGCCAGAAACCACUUCAACACAUCUGUCAAAUAGAGAUUGAGCUUCGUAGCCAGUUUCCACAACAUCUCGGUUCGGUCCCCCCUCAAGUAACCAUCAGUGAAUUUGACUCAACUUUUCAAGUGUUGCCCGAGGUGGCGGAGAAGACCUCUGGGGACUCCUUGAAGCCACUCAACUCUGGGGGAACAGCAGGGGUGGAAGGAGAAAAGGAGGAGAGCGGUGCACCUCAGGAGAUCGUCUGGGAUGAGCAGGGAAUGACGUGGGAAGUCUAUGGAGCAUCACUGGAUAUGGAGUCCCUGGGAUUUGCCAUCCAGAACCACCUGCAGUGUAAGAUCCGUGAACAUGAGCGUCGUAUCGGCACGCUCCGAAAGUCUAUAUGCCUCUCUGAACAAUCGCCCGGAAAGGGCAGGACAGGAAAGAAGAAGAGGAAUGUCUUUAGGUCGCUGUUUGCUGGAUCUAAGUGCUGCUCAAAACCACGACCCAAAGACGAAGCAGAAAAGUGACUCAUUGUUAUGUAAAUGUAUUUUGUAGAUGUGCUACACUGGAAAAUGUAUAGCAAAAAUGUUUUUAAAAAAUAUGUAGCCUACUGUUGCUUCAUGGAAGUGUUAGACCAGGAGUCACCAGACUCGCUCCUGGAGGGCCAGUGUCCUGCAGAGUUUAGCUCAAACACACCUGAACCAGCUAAUCAAGGUCUUACUAGGCAUACUAGAAACUUCCAGGCAGGUGUGUUGAGGCAAGUUGGAGCUGAACUCUGUAGGACACCGGCCCUCCAGGACCAAGUUUGGGCACCCCUUUUUAAAACCAUGUUCAGAAUUUGAAGGUUCUGAAAUUAUUUCUUGCCCAUGGCCUUGUCCCAAAUGGUAAGCUUGAUGUGAUGUCUCAUGGCCUACGCUUGUUCUUGACUAUGAAGUGCAUGAGACUAGAGUGUCCAAUGAAGAGAGGUGCCACGUUUGGCCAUACUGGUACAGACUACUACCCAACCGUCAACCUUUCAGGUUUUGGAAGUCUGGAAGGUUCUUACACGUCUCUUACAGGGUAGUUCACUCAAAAAUGAACUUUCUAUCAUCAUUUACUCAUGUUGUUCCAAUCCUUGUGUGACUUUUUUUAUUUUAUUAACCCCUAAAGAAAAAUGUUCUGAAGAACAUUGGGUACCAAAAAACUUUGGACCCCAUUGACUUCUACUGCAUGCUCAAAAUGACCCUGAGGCAUUUCUUAAAAGAAACUAAUAGAGUUUUGGACAUACAUGAUUGCAUUUAAGGGUGAACUAUCCUUUUAAGAUUAAUUUCCUGCCCCAUCAAACACCAACUUGUACACAUUAUUUUGGAUUAGCAUGUUCACACUAUUGAAAUGCAGAGUGGAAAUUGCAGUUUUAACAUUUAAAAGUCCAACAUCCAACUUCUUGGAAUGUUGGUAUUCGUUGAGGCCAUGUGAACUAGCUUAGUUAAUGCAUUCACUUAAACAUUAAUCGACAAGCGAAUUGUUCACUUUUAUGUAACUAUUGAAAGUUCAAUGACAUUUUUUUCAUUUUUGUACAGGCAAAAAUUGUCUAGUCUUCACUCUUAGUACUAACUUGUGUAAAACUGAAUGUCAUUCUAUUUAUUUCAAAAAUGAAGUUUUGUAUCACUUUUGUUUGAGAACUGGUUUGACAACAGUUUCUGUAUUACACUGUUUUUAGGAGCCUUGUAGGUUUUGUCAGAACAGCUAAUGACUUUCUAAAUGUGAGCACUGGUCAUGUUCAGUCACUGUGAACACUCACUUGCACACCUGAGCAACUUCAAGCACUGGUAGUUGUUGUUAAUGCUGGCAGAUGUUAAUCCCAUUGGUUGCUUUAUCACUGCAAAAAUGCUGUCAGUGCGAGCGUCCUUUAGAGGUACACAAUGUUGGGCUGAUAACCACCGUAGAGCACUUUAAUGGAUUAAAAUAGUGUUUGUGAUGUUCUA
This is a messenger RNA of Cyprinus carpio (common carp), 3707 nucleotides long. RefSeq names its product GPRIN family member 3a. The record is from RefSeq and is a predicted model, not a curated record. The transcript has 3 exons. Gene Ontology annotation, cellular component: plasma membrane. Gene Ontology annotation, biological process: neuron projection development. Lineage: Eukaryota; Metazoa; Chordata; Actinopteri; Cypriniformes; Cyprinidae.